Molecule: messenger RNA, 310 nt
Organism: Phanerochaete carnosa HHB-10118-sp
Lineage: Eukaryota; Fungi; Basidiomycota; Agaricomycetes; Polyporales; Phanerochaetaceae
Exons: 1
Coding region: 89-307 (72 amino acids)
Source: RefSeq, a predicted model, not a curated record
UGCUGGGUGACCAUUGCUCAUUGUGACCUCGCACGGUAAGUAUAUGAAACCGCCGCACGAGCAUUCACCUCGAGUGUCUCCGUGAAGUAUGUCGCCGACCUGCACCAUCCCCUACGAAGUCCUGUUUUGUGUCGUCAAUGACACGCCUUAUGCAGCCACAUUUCAAGUACUGCGUGUAGACAACGGGCUACGGGCUGGCCCUACUGUCCUUCUGCACAGGGGAGAGAGUAUAUCUCUUGUGCUUACCGCCGGGCAGCCAUACAGAUAUGCGGUUAGACAGCACGGCAAAGAAGCGAACCUAUCGUAAGUC